Molecule: messenger RNA, 1521 nt
Organism: Diospyros lotus (date-plum)
Lineage: Eukaryota; Viridiplantae; Streptophyta; Magnoliopsida; Ericales; Ebenaceae
Product: glyoxylate/succinic semialdehyde reductase 2, chloroplastic
Exons: 12
Coding region: 215-1243 (342 amino acids)
Cellular component (GO): chloroplast
Molecular function (GO): NAD binding; NADP binding; glyoxylate reductase (NADPH) activity
Source: RefSeq, a predicted model, not a curated record
CCCUUACUAUCGGUUCCUAAUGAAUGUGGCGAUGAGAUGAAAAAAAAUGUUAUCCAAAAGGAAAAUGUUAUCUACUACUUGAAAUGAGGGACGGGGAGCUCGAAAACGCCGGCUGGCCAUUGCAGACUUGCAGUGCCUGAGAAAACAGGCAUGAACGUCAGCUGAGGACGACUAUACUCCCUUUUUCGCUUCGAACAUUGUCCCAACAGAGGCCAUGGCGCUUUGCUCAUUCUUCUGCUCUCGUCUGCCAAACUGCUUCAGAGGCCGAUCAUCUGUCUCUUCCUUAGCCCCCAAGCCUCGCUUUUGCCCUUCUUUCUCUCGGGCUUCCGCUUCGGCGGCCAAAGCUGAUGAAGUGCCAGCACAAGUUGGCUUUUUAGGUCUUGGAAUUAUGGGCUCACCGAUGGCUCAAAAUCUCAUAAAAGCUGGAUGUGAUGUGACUGUUUGGAAUAGGACAAAGAGCAAAUGUGAUCCUCUCAUCUCAUUGGGUGCAAAGUAUCAGUCAUCCCCGGAGGAAGUAGCUGCAUCUUGUGAUGUCACAUUUGCCAUGCUUGCAGAUCCUGAAAGUGCAGUGAAUGUUGCCUGUGGAGAGCAUGGAGCUGCAAGAGGAAUGAGUCCAGGAAAAGGGUACAUUGAUGUUUCUACAGUUGAUGGUGCCACUUCUAAAUUGAUUUGUUCACAAAUUAAAGCUACUGGGGCUCUUUUCCUGGAGGCUCCGGUUUCAGGCUCCAAAAAGCCAGCGGAAGAUGGACAGUUGAUAUUUCUGACUGCAGGCGACAGAUCUCUGUUUGAAACGGUGGCUCCACUGUUAGACAUCAUGGGGAAGUCAAGAUUUUAUCUUGGCGACGUGGGCAAUGGAGCUGCAAUGAAACUUGUUGUUAACAUGAUCAUGGGAAGCAUGAUGGCUUCUUUUUCCGAAGGAUUGCUUCUCAGUGAGAAAGUAGGACUAGAUCCCAGUGUUCUUGUAGAGGUUGUGUCACAGGGUGCCAUUAGUGCACCAAUGUUUUCAACCAAAGGCCCUUCUAUGGUCCGGUCCUCCUAUCCUACUGCAUUUCCCCUAAAGCAUCAGCAAAAGGACCUGCGGCUUGCUCUCGGGCUAGCUGAAUCUGUUUCCCAAUCUACACCAAUUGCAGCGGCUGCAAAUGAACUCUACAAGGUGGCUAAAUCCCAUGGCCUUAGUGACCAGGACUUCUCAGCUGUCAUGGAAGCUCUAAAGGUCAAAUUGCAAAACCAAUUAAAGGAUUAAAACAUCUUCUGACGUAUUAUAAUUAUUUGUUUACUUUCAUAGCUAUUCACUGAAAUAGAAAAUGUCAUCACAGUACUUUAAAUUUGUAAAAAUAUUCCAUAUAUAAAUUAAAACACUGAUUUUGCCCGAUAACCAUUUCUUUAGGCCUUUAAGGGCUUGUUUGUAAUCCAAGUGAGGAUUGGGUGGCUGUCCAUCAAGAGAUAAUCCUAAGGAUUCAUUGAUGGAGUUAACUAUAUAUGUAUAUUGAUAGAAAAAGAAGAAGAAGCAGUUAUGAGCCU